Molecule: messenger RNA, 2528 nt
Organism: Bicyclus anynana (squinting bush brown)
Lineage: Eukaryota; Metazoa; Arthropoda; Insecta; Lepidoptera; Nymphalidae
Product: ecdysone oxidase-like
Exons: 4
Coding region: 186-1973 (595 amino acids)
Molecular function (GO): flavin adenine dinucleotide binding; ecdysone oxidase activity
Source: RefSeq, a predicted model, not a curated record
AGUGACACAAACUAUCGGUCCGUCAGUGUAUUGUAAGUACUUCCUACAGCAGUGACUGUGGCGGCGAGUACUUGAAGAUCAAAAAUCUCUUGAGAUAAACAUGUUCUUGAUAGAUAAUAGUUGAGAAGAUUUGUUUGCGAAGAUUUCCGGUUAGAUGUGAACAGUGUUUCAACGAAACGGAAAGGAUGGAGCUCACCUGCGGAAGCGGCGUGGCCGGCGCGUCGGUCGCGGCCGCACUUCAGUUCUUCGCAGCCUCGCAGUGUCUGCUGCAGGAGGCCUGGCCCCCGCAGGCUCGUGUCCCAAAUGGAUCGAAGUUCGACUUUAUCGUGGUGGGUGCGGGCACGGCAGGCGCUGCGCUGGCGGCGCGGCUGGCCGAGCUGCCGCACCGCGUGCUGCUGCUGGAGGCCGGGGGCGACCCGCCGCAGGAGAGCAUCAUACCAGGAUUCAAAGAUAGCAUGAAAGGAAGCCCCUACGACUGGAACUUCACCACCGUGAAUGACCACUACUCCAGCCAGGCGCUACAAGACGGCAGCCAGCGACAGCCGCGCGGCAGAAUGCUCGGGGGAAGCGGCUCCAUCAACGACAUGAUCUAUGCGCGGGGGUUCCCCGCAGACUACGACGAGUGGGCUUCUACAGAGGGAGAUAACUGGAGCUGGGCUAAUGUACUCAAAUAUUUUAAGAAGACGGAACAUAUAACUGAUGAACGAAUAACCAAGUUUUCAGAAUUAGUUGAAUAUCAUGGUUUCGAUGGAGAGAUAGAGGUGACCGGUAAGAAGGAAUCGACUUUUACGACUGAAAAGUUUCUGGAAGGUUUCAGGGAACUAGGCUUUGAUAUAGUGAGGGAUAUGACAAAUCCUAAUGUUAUAGGCGCAGGAAGAUUUUCGCACACGAUCCGUGACGGUAAGAGAGACAGUUCUUUAACCGCUCUACUGAAUAAAGCAUCUAAAAGAGACAAUCUAUUCGUUUUGAAAGAUGCUCUUGUGACUAAAGUAUUGAUGGAAGACAAUGUAGCGAAUGGUGUCAAAGUUUUGCUAGACAACAAAGAGUUUCACUUCUACGCAGAGCAAGAGGUCAUUGUAAGUGCUGGAACAUUUAAUACAGCUAAGUUGCUUCUUUUAUCUGGUAUUGGACCCAAAGAGGACUUGAAAAAGGUAGGGAUAGAAGUCGUGAAGGAUUUACCCGUAGGUGAGAAUUUACACGACCAUAUUAUGGUGCUCACAUAUUUAGCGGCAGAAAAUGGUACCUGCUACGUGGAUGACAAAACGAAACAUCUGAAUACCAUCAAAUACCUCUACGAUAUGAGUGGAUCCCUUACUCAUACUUCAGAAUUAGGAGCAUACAUUUCAUUCAACAACUCUGCAAAGAACGUCCCUGAUUUUGCAAUCUAUUCGACGUGUAUGCCCUUAAAUUCAGGUUUUUAUGAUUCUUGUAAAAGACUAUUGGGUUUUAAACCUGAAAUUUGCGAGAAAAUAAGCUCGGCCAAUGAGAAGUACGAAAUCCUGACAUUGGCUGUGGUGAAUUUGAAACCGAAAUCCAGGGGCAAGGUGACCUUGCAAUCAGCGGAUCCCCUGGACGUGCCAUUGAUAUAUUCUGGAACUUUUAGCGACAGCAGGGACUUAGUCAAUUACCCAGCAGCUAUGCGAGUAGCGCAUUCUUUAGCUGACACCUCAUACUUUCGUUCUAAAGGUGCUUUCGUAUUAGAUUUAGGAUUGGAGGAGUGCAAAGGGUUGAGGGAGAGGAGCAAGAGGAAGUGUGUAGCGCGAGCUACCGCGAUGUCGGCGUGGCACGCGGUGGGCACGGCCGCCAUGGGGCUGGUCGUCGACAACGAGCUGAGGGUGAAGGGCGUCCGCGGGUUGAGGGUUGUAGACGCGAGCGUCAUGCCGAAAGUAAUCCGAGGUAACACGAAUGCCCCAGUCGUCAUGAUUGCUGAAUUAGCCGCUGAUUUCAUCAAAAAGCGCCUGACAUCUGCUUGAUGAGAAAAACUGAUCCUGUUGGUAUCUUAUUUGUUAUUUGCGUAGUUGUUUAUAUUGUAGUUGCGUUUAACAGUAAUAGCUCAGCUGUGAGAUGUCUUGUGGCAGCACCUUACGUGCUCUUAUAAUGCAAGAAAUGUAUUAAGUGAUCGAUAUUCAUUCAUUAAUAUUAGAGUACAUUGGGUUGUGAUAUCAGGCUGUGUAAUGUUACGUACUUAUAAUGUUUCAGAAGAGUUCCUAGUAUAGAUUAGAAUUUGUCGAAUAAAAACAAUUUAUUUAACAAUAAUAUAAUAAAAUGACAAAUAAAAUAAAAUCUGUUAAUUUCUGCCCUGUUGACCCAUAGUAAAAUAAAUCGAAAAUGUGAUUUAGCUUUCUGUUCUGUGGUAUAUUAGUGCCUCAAUAUGGGGCAGUCAUGUCAUUAAUCACCAAAUCAAUAGUGAUAUUCAUUUUGUAAAAAAUACUAAACAAACUUAAUAUUUAGUCUUUAAAAAAAAACUAGUAAAGACUACCUACGAGUAUAAUAAACUAUCGAGUAUUCACCCCUAUUCUUUACCCCAU